AUGUGCCAGCAGCACUUGGGCACUCAGCUCUCACCGGACCCCAGUCCUUCAGGAUUUUCCUUGUUUACAGACAUUGAUGAGUGUGCUGUGAACAACGGUCACUGUGAACACAACUGCACCAACGAGCCAGGAGGGUACAGCUGCCAGUGCGCCUCCGGAUACCAGCUGGAACAGGGUGGACACAACUGCACAGAUGUGGACGAGUGUUUAGCAUUAAAUGGGACCUGUGAGCACAUUUGCGUCAACACUCUUGGAUCUUUCCAGUGCUCCUGCAGGCCUGGCUACCAGCUGCACAUCGAUGGCCACACCUGUGUGGACAUCGAUGAAUGUAAACUCCAGAACGGUGGCUGCUCCAACACCUGCACCAACUCUCCAGGAGGACACACUUGCCACUGCCCUCCUCCUCUGCUUUUAGACACAGACAACCUCACCUGUAGCAAUGUUUCAUCUUGUAAGCUGAGAAAUGGCGGGUGCGACCACAUAUGCACUGUGAGGGCAGAGGGUCGCGUCCAGUGUAGCUGUCGAACGGGCUGGAUGCUGGGCGAGGACCUGAGGAGCUGCGUGGAUGUGAACGAGUGCGGGGACUUCACCAACGGAGGCUGUGAGCAGCUCUGUGUGAACCAUCCUGGUGCCUUUAACUGCACCUGCAGGGAAGGGUAUGAGGUUCGAACUGAUGACCUCAGCAAGUGCCAGCCUGUGUGUGAUCCUCCCUGUCAGAACUACGGAGUGUGCGUGGCCCCAAACAGCUGUGACUGUCCUCCAGGCUACCCUGGUGUGGGCUGCUCAGCCAUGUGCUCCCCGCCCUGUGCCCAUGGAGGUACCUGUAUGCGCUGGAACGAGUGUCUGUGUCCUCCUGGCUGGACAGGAGCAGGCUGCCACACAGCGGUGUGCGAGUUGCCCUGUGCUAACGGCGGUCGCUGUGUGGGGCCUGAUACAUGCCAGUGUUCUUCCGACUACGCCGGCCCCCAGUGCCUUUUGCCUCUGUGUACUCCUGCCUGUCAAAAUGAGGGCAGAUGUGUGGAUGUCAACAAAUGCACAUGUGUCGGUGGAUGGCAGGGAGCUCGUUGCCAGAUAGAGCCUGUUCAGUGUCAGAAACCUUGUAAGAAUGGUGGAUUGUGUGUGGGCCUCAACAGGUGCCGCUGUGCCAAAGGAUUUACUGGAAGCCUCUGUGAAACUGCGGUGACCAUCCCCUGUGUGCCGCCCUGCCAACACGGAGCCACCUGCAGUCCUCACAACACCUGCACCUGUCCAGAGGGCACCGCAGGCCUGCGCUGUGAGAGACUGACGUGCCCUGUGGUCACCACGGUGGUCAGUAUGGCUCGAGCGGUGAGAAAGGCGUUUAGGGAGAGUUACGUUGACCGCUGUGGACCCCUGGGAGUUCAGCUUUGCACUAAAUACAGGAUAAACCAGGCACGUGUGUACCUGCAGGCCUACAGGGUGGGCUACAAAAUCCAGUGUCCAGAGAGGAAGGGCAGAUGAGCAGUGCUGUCUAAAAGCUCCUUGUCAAGAGGAACCGUCGCCAGCCAGACAACAUUUUGGGCAACAGACAAGGAGUGAAAUGCGACGGGGGCGGUUUCACCCUUAAAUCAAGCCUCUACGUUGAAAUGAAAAGGGGAUUGUCUCAUUGUCUCAUAACGGCUGUUUAUUUGGUUUUUGAUGUAUGUUGACAGUCAUCUUCAUCUUAGUUUUGUACACAAUCAUAGGUUUUUUACAUUUCAGGAGAAAUAUUCCUUG
Messenger RNA from Xiphias gladius (swordfish), 1734 nucleotides. RefSeq names its product matrilin-2. The transcript has 13 exons. Bases 1 to 1479 code for a protein of 492 amino acids. Lineage: Eukaryota; Metazoa; Chordata; Actinopteri; Istiophoriformes; Xiphiidae. Gene Ontology annotation, molecular function: calcium ion binding. The record is from RefSeq and is a predicted model, not a curated record.